Messenger RNA from Bursaphelenchus okinawaensis, 2567 nucleotides. The record is from the annotation of a GenBank genome assembly. Lineage: Eukaryota; Metazoa; Nematoda; Chromadorea; Rhabditida; Aphelenchoididae.
AUGGUUCGGGCUGUUUUCGCAGGGCUUUGCCUGAUCGCGGCUGUGUUGGCAUCGCCAAUCGGUAAGGUAUUUCAUAUUUAUAAACAAUAUCUUUACAAAAACAUCUUGUAAAAGCAAUUUGCAUUGCUCAGACAUAAUUUUUUCAGAUUUCUGUUAAAUUAUAGGAACUCUAGGUAAAUUAUACCUUCUAAAAAUCAAUUUUUUCAGACACCAGAUUUGCUGAUAACGACCUCAACAUCCCAGACCCGGUAGAAGUUCCAAAGUCCAACAGCAAGGUGUACGAUGCCUACAACUACUUUGUUGAAACUUUGAAAGAAAGUGCUGGCUUAAAAUCAUCGCCAUGUGACAACUUCUACAACUACACAUGUCAAAACACCCCAGUCAACAACUACUUCGGCCCCAUCGACGCCGCUAACACCGAGUCUACUAUUCGUGGACUAAAAACUGAGAGAGUAAGCUUUUUAACCUUUCUUAUAAAUUUCGUAUUCAAAUUAAAAUUUUAUUCUUUGGCCUACUUUUACCACCUGCAUAUUUAAAAAAAUUUUAAAAAAUUAAAAAUAAUGCACUUUACCACAAUGAAAAUACAUGUGAUUCUUUUCCAGGAUCUGAAAUGGUACAAGACUAUCAAAAAAACCUUUGACCAAUGUGUCUCCAGACUCAGAACCCCAGGUGCUAUGCAUCAAAACGGCAAAACUUUGCAAAAGAUUUAUCAAAAGGUUGACACCGAAUUCGGCCCCAGCUUCCCAUUGUUUGACAAGACCUCAAACCUUAACGUUGACUCGAACAGCCUAGGAGAAUUCGUUGGAUACUUGGCCCAAAAGUUCAGACUUAACACUUUCUUGAGCUACACCAUCCAAGGAAACCAUCUAGUUUUGUCUGAACCUCAACUAGCCUUCCCAAACGUUUAUUUUGUCCACUCUUUUGACAUGUUUGAAGUUGAAUACAAGGCUUCGAUCAGAGACUACAUGACUCAAUUGGCUGAAGCUUUGAACGUUCAGUUAGAUGAAUCUGAACUGACUCAAACCAUCGACGAAGUUGUCAAUUUCGAAAAAGAGUUGGCCGAAGUUCUCAACACUGUUGAAGAAGAAACUCCAAUCACAUUGGAAGCUGCCGACCUUGCUACAGCUUCUUCAUCAAUCAACUUCAACGCCUUCUUCGCUAGAAUCUCAAAGAACUCCAAGAAAUCUAAUCUGUUUGCUUCCAAAGACUUUGAUAUUCAUGUUACAGCUCCAGCUCAACAAACGUUAGUCCAGAUGUUCAUCAGCCAAUCCAACCCCAAGACCGUUCUCAACUACCUGAACGUCAGAUUGGCCAGAAGCUUGAGACAAUACUACAUGAGAAAACCAAAAGAAUGCAAGGCUGACCAAUGGUUAAGAGAAGGCAAAGGAGUAAAGGCUUUUGGAUUUGCUCCCCCACUCCCACAAGAUGAUGUUUACCCUACUUCCUCUGAUGCCGAGAAGAGAUGCAUGAGCAAUGUGGCUUACUACUACAGACAAGGUGUCGAUAGAAUCUACUUGGACGACCAACUGCCCGAUCUUAAGGAAAGAAAGGAAUUUGUUGCCAGAAUUGGAGAAAUCACGACUAACAUCAUCACCGGAUUCAGAGUACGUUUAGGAUUGUAUCUUGUGUUACAAAAAAAAUUAAUACCUAGAAAAUAAAGAAAAUAAUCCUUUUUAUAACUAAUAUUUCAGUACCAAAUCGAUAAGCUCUCCUGGUUCAGCCCAGCCACCAAAGCCGCCGCUUACAAAAAGAUUGACGCCAUGUUGUACAACAUUGUCUACGACGACUGGAUUGAAAAUGACGAUCUCCUCAACGACAUCUACAACGUCGUGGAAAACAACCCAGAAGACGAUCACUUCACGGCUACUGAUAAGAUGAACGACUUUGCCCAAACAUUGGAAUGGGAAGGUCUCCACGAUUCCGACCGUCGUCACGCUAACUUCUCCCAAUCCAUCAGAACCGUCAACGCCUGGUAUAUGCCAGCCUUGAACCACUUCUACAUUCCUCUCGGUAUCUUGCAACGUCCCUUCUUCGAUAUCAACUACCCCGCCGCUUUGCAAUACAGUGCUGUCGGCUACGUUGUUGGCCACGAAUUCACACACGGAUUCGACUCUAACGGUGUCAACUACGACGACCAAGGCAACCGCAACCCAUGGAUGGACAACGCUUCCAAGAAAAGUUUCAACGAUAUGGCCACCUGUGUUAUUAAUGAGUACAACAAACUGCACGGCAGAGGUAGGAAUACCCAAACUGAAGACAUUGCUGACAACGGUGGAAUCCGUGCCGCCUACAACGCCUUCAAAUCCGAACAAGGCCUCAACGGACAGGACCCACAACUGCCAGGUGCGCCACUCAACCACUUAAGCCAAGACCAACUCUUCUUCACCGGCUUUGCUCAUGUGUGGUGCUCAAACAAACCCAAGACUGACUACCAAUGGGACCCUCACUCCGCAUUGCUGUACCGUGUAUGGGGUACCCUCCAGAACUUCCCGGCCUUCCAGACCGCUUACAACUGUCCAGUUGGAUCAGUCUAUGCUCCAAAAGAACAUUGUAACGUUUGGGCUUGA